Molecule: messenger RNA, 8658 nt
Organism: Dreissena polymorpha
Lineage: Eukaryota; Metazoa; Mollusca; Bivalvia; Myida; Dreissenidae
Exons: 21
Coding region: 398-1660 (420 amino acids)
Molecular function (GO): protein binding
Source: RefSeq, a predicted model, not a curated record
UCACAUGAUCAAAUCGGAGGGAAAAGCUGGCAGCCAUUUGCCUGUUCUCUAAAAAAAACGAGUCCAAGUUCACUCUAGUGCACCGGCAGGUUAAAAGAGGAGAGACUGAAGUGAAAGAGACAGGGACUCGAUUCCAUAAAUUGAUCCUGAUUUGUACUGAAGGAUUAGCUGCUAUUUGAAUUCUCGUCUGGAGGAUAUUAAGAAAUGGCCAGUUUCUAAGGCGGUGGAAGAUUUUCUCAGGAAGUGUGAGGUGCAUGCGGAUGAAUCACUGACACAGUUUUGCCAUGACCACGGUCAGCUGUGCUGCUCUGCAUGUGUUGGAACAAUUCACAGCCAGUGCAGUAAAGUGACCCAGAUUUCGGAGCUGACCAACUCGCAGCCCACUGGCCUGGAGGGGAUGUCAGUGGAGCUGGAAACUGUCCUGGGGGAAAUUAAAACCCUGCAGAUCAGUCAGAAGGCCAGCAUUCAGUCAUUGCAGAAAACAUACAAGGAACAUAGUGCAGUUAUGAUAGAGCAAAUGCGUGGCAAUUUAAAUACUUAUAUAGAUGAAUGUGAUAAUAGUUCUGCGGGUACAUCAGGCGGAAAUGAGCAAUAUUUAAAAGAAGAGAUGUGUAGGAGUGUUCUCUCUAUCGUGAAUGAAUUUGAUAAUAUUACUGCGAAGGAACUUAACGAGAUGAAAGAUGAAGUUAUAAGCAUUAAAGGGUCAGUUACAAGUUCUAUUCAUAAAUGCACCACUCUUCACAAUGACUUGUCACAAUUCCAUGAACUUGUUCAGAAAAUUGGAGAUAAUAAGGAGCUCUGUCUUAUAGCCAGCAUAAAAUGUAAGCAUAUAAUACAGCAGGCAUUGACUCUGCUAGGAAAGUCAGGCAAGGCGUUUAACGUCCAGCGGAAGUCUGUGCACAAUGUGAGAAUACCAAGUGAUUCAUAUGAAUGUAGUAUUGCAGGCAUAUGUGUUCUGACUGAUGGGCAGGUGCUGGUCGCAGACUCGAAGAAUAAGAGGAUCAAGCUGCUGAACCAGCAGUACCAGGUGGUGAAUCACUGGGAUGUGACUGCUGGGCCAUGGGACAUAUGUUUGAUCACAUCCAGUGAGGUUGCAGUGGCUGUGAAUGACCAUGAUAGCAAGAUACAUGAGGUCCAGUUUAUCACUGUCAACCAGGGAAAGCUUGUCUCUGGCAGGAAGUUUCAGUUACAACAUGAAUGUACAUGUAUUACCCAUCACCAAGGAGACCUUUUUGUCACCUCUGGUAAAGAAUUGUACAAAUACACAUUGAGUGGCAAACUGAUCUGCAGACUCUACCAAGAUAGAUCAGCUAAUUGGACAGUUAUCAGGUGUGCUGUGAGUCCCACAGGAGACAGGCUGUACAUCACAGGCUACUGGCAGCACAACAAGCUUCUCACCCUGGCCAGGGAUGGCACACUCCUGGCUACAUUCACAGACCCAGCACUAGUGGGCCCACGUGAUCUACAUGUGACCCCUGCAGGCCAGGUGCUGGUCUGUGGAUACUGGUACACUGUACUACAGGUGGGCUGGGAGGGGCAGAGUAAGCUGGCUAAUCUUGCUAUUCAGAAGAACCCACGGUCAGUCUGCUACAGCAGCAAAACAUCCUCCAUCAUUGUGGGACAGAUGGACGACAACAUCCUGGUGUUCAGAGUGGAAUAGUGUGUACAUUUGCUGCUGACAGUCGGGACAACGAUGCUGAGGAUGUGGGAGACAAGCAUGACGCAGAAGGAGAGCACCAGCAUUGAUAUUGAGUUGGCCAAGCAACAGCACCAGUCUGGCCUGCAGGAGCCCCAAUACAGAAUGAUCCUUUCCCUCUCCUGAUCCCGAGCUCCUCCCACUGGACCACCGGCCACAAGGGAUCAGCAUCGUUACACAAGUCUGUUCUGCAAAAAAUCCACAGCACGUCAAGUUUUCACGCGCUGUUAUGAACAACCGAAAUGUCCGUGUCGAGAUUUCCCCAAGCAUGCCCGAGUAGUUUUGUUUAGCUCUAGUGCCCGAGUAGGAUGAGUGUUACAGAAGCGAGACGUUAUAGCAGUACUUAUGGUAACGCUAACAGUUAACGCUAACAGUUAGUUCUCGCUGUGGACAUCACAAAGUAUCUCACGAAGAAUUAAACGUUGAAUAAUUUGUUUCAUUCUUUAUAAGACAGCUAUAUAUUCAGCUAGGAAUGAGAGCAAAUCAAGGAACAAUUGAAACGAUUCAUUUAGAAGUGUAUCUGCUGUAGAUAGUUAGGACAGUAGUAGCGUUACGGACUGUCCUCAGCACACAAUCUAUUCAUGUGGUGCGCCUCAGACGCGAAUUCCGCCCAUUUUUGAAAACAAGUUGCUAAAAGUAAACACGUCCAGUUUUGUUAUGAGCACUUUGCACUCCGAGCCCAAAAGGCAUCGCAUUGAAUUGAGACUAAUGAAGGCGUAAAAACAUGACACCAGAUUUGUUGUAUGGUCCAGUACGCCCUUCGACUCUCAACCCGAAGUUAAUCAGAACUCAAUCUCGGCCCUUAACAAUAUCUGUGAGGCCAGCAUAUCAGCUCAGCUUCUGAGCUUCAGCAAACACUUUAAGCCGCCAAGAUAAAAACAUCGUUGAAGUGAAAGUAGAUGACUAUCCUGACCCCUUCGCUUAAGUAAUUCAGCACAAAAACGUCUUGCGUCAGAGUAGCAAACCUCCAAACAUCUUCUCCCAUGUUGGCUACAUCAACACUUCUUACAGCGGAGCCUUGACGAGUUUGACUUCCAUCCCAGCAUCGACUUGUUCCUUAUUGCGACUGACCUCGAUAAGUUGCUCUCGAAUAAUGUGAACCUUAUGCCAGUAUGUGAUUGACGCCAUUUAACAACAGUUGCUGUUGAGAAUUCCCGGGUUUGAGGUGGCAACUUUGGCGUCAGGACUCUCUCCAUCUCUGUCUAUGGCCCGGUCAAAGCAGCAGCAGCAGCAAUAAGAACAACAAGUAGUAUCUGAGAGGUGCUCUGCUGGGAUACGGGGCUUCAUGUAUGUGCUUAAAGUGUCAUCCCAGAAAAGCCUGUGGAGACUGCACAUACAUUAAGACCUAUUAAAGCAUCAUCUCAGAUUAGCCUAUGCAGACUGCACAUACAUUAAGACCUAUUAAAGCAUCAUCUCAGAUUAGCCUGUGCAGAUUGCACAUACAUUAAGUCCUAUUAAAGUUUCAUCUCAGAUUAGCCUGUGCAGAUUGCACAUACAUUAAGUCCUAUUAAAGUUUCAUCUCAGAUUAGCCUGUGCAGACUGCACAUACAUUAAGUCCUAUUAAAGCAUCAUCUCAGAUUAGCCUGUGCAGACUGCACAUACAUUAAGCCCUAUUAAAGUGUCAUCCCAGAUUAGCCUGUGCAGACUGCACCUACAUUAAGCCCUAUUAAAGUGUCAUCCCAGAUUAGCCUGUGCAGACUGCACAUACAUUAAUUUCCAUUAAAGUGUCAUCCCAGAUUAGCCUGUGCAGACUGCACAUACAUUAAUUUCUAUUAAAGUGUCAUCCCAGAUUAGCCUGUGCAGACUGCACAUACAUUAAUUUCCAUUAAAGUGUCAUCCCAGAUUGGCCUGUGCAGACUGCACAUACAUUAAGCCCUAUUAAAGUGUCAUCCCAGAUUAGCCUGUGCAGACUGCGCAUACAUUAAGUCCUAUUUAUCUGAGAAUGAGGCUCAUAUAGUUCACUUAACGUCAGUCCUUUUUCUGGCUGAUUAAGGAAAAGUUCCUAGCAUAAAAUGUGAAUUCUUUGAUUUUAAAUUUAUCAAACUUGAUAAAUAAAUAGCAAAUAAAAGUUAAUCUGAUAUCAGUUUUAAUCAUAGGUCAGGGCAUAGUUGUGCCCAUUUUUCUGCUGAAAUUUAGCCCUUGAACAACAGUUUCUCCUUGCAAUAAAUAAAUCCACUUUAAUUAUUAAAUUCUAUUAAAUUUAAGUAAAACAAUUAUUUAAUGCCUUCAGCACAUUAUAAAAUUAUUAUCUUCAUUUAUUUUCAAUAUUUAUUUUAAUUGCCAAAUUUUGUUUUAAGAGCUAGUUCCUAGCAAUCAUAGGUCGGUACCCUGCUGAAAAACAUGAUCUCUGGUCAGCUGGGCCCAGAUGCCCAGCAACACUUCCUAGCCCAGGACCUUGGGGCAAAUGCUCAACAUGUCCUAUCUGCAUGGUGAAGCCAGUCUAAUUCUUGGGCUCCAAACUCUCCUGCUGUGGGGCCGAGAUUACCUCAUCCAUAAGAGGCCUUACACUCACAAGAUCAGGCCCAGAGAACGGUGUUCCCCAACUACAACACAACCAGUACGUCUCCAUAAAGGACAUCCUUCCUGAAAACCUCGCUGAGUGCGACUGUGCCAUACGUGACCCUUCAGUGAAAUGAGAUUCCAGGUGGAAUGUCAAACAGCGUAUCUUGUUAAGUGUUUGGCAGUACCAAGCCACGUCGAGGCAGCAGCAAAAACAACAGUAGCAGUCUAGUAAGCUGUCUUACACGUUUGAGCUACCUAGUUGUAGCAGUUUUCAGAAACAUUGUCACAAUAUGGAUUGUUUUAAUAAAACCUAAUGGAGUUAUAGAGCAUAAUUACUGAUUCGCGUGUAAGAUCGUACUUUCGUCAACAACACUGAUGCAAAGCAUGACAGCUAAUACAAGUAUUAAUGCACAAACUAAAGUAUGAAUUUCUUGAUAAUUUAAUUUAUUCGCAAACAUUAGUUUCAAAACAUAUUUAAGCAUAUCGAUAUUUUUUACUUUGCUUAAAUUUAUUGUUUGAUUUUUAUCACUUUGCCUCUCUUUUCCUAACCAGGUCAAGGGUCACCCCGCAACGUUCAGUGCCUAGCUACCUAUUUGCCACGGUCUGUUGCAAAGUCCACUCAACAUGGAUUGUUUAAAUAAAACAAAUGGAGUUAAAGAAGAUAUUUGCUGAUUCCUGUGUAUGAUCUUAAUUGUAUAUGAAACAAUACAUGAACAACACUGACGCAUAGGAAAGGUUGACGGUCGCCCAAAACCACCCAGUGUCUUGCGAUGAAAACCUUGCCCUUGUACACACCUAAUGGUCAGGUUGACGAUCACUUGGGCUUAGAUAGUCACUGCAGUAAGAACGUAAGAUGACUUCACAAUAGGACAUCCGAGACUGCAAUGACGAAAUGAGUGUCCUCACUUCAGCAGUGGAAGCCAAUACACAAUACACAAUACGAGAGUUUCCAGCGGCUUACCUUAUCUGAAAACCUGGGUAGCAGAGCAAUGAGUAUGUCCCAGGAGCAUUUGCAGUCAUCGUCUCCAGAUUAUGAGUUUCCCAUGCUCUACAACCCUCAGUCUAUGAACAUCAUGCAGAGCGAACCUUGGAGGUCCCUUGACACAAUUAAACCAGCAAAUCAGGAGGACAGCCUGUUGCUACCGUUGUUAUCAUAUUAACCCCAUACCGAAGAAGCUCAGAGAUAUAAAUGCUGUUUAAGAUGUGCUAGUCUCUACAUACCCCGUGUCUGGUGUGAACAUGUUCAAUUGAAGGUCUCUACAUACCCCAUGUCGGGUGUGAACAUGUACAAUUGAAGGUCUCUACAUACCCCAUGUCUGGUGUGAACAUGUACAAUUGAAGGUCUCUACAUACCCCAUGUCUGGUGUGAACAUGUACAAUUGAAGGUCUCUACAUACCCCAUGUCUGGUGUGAACAUGUACAAUUGAAGGUCUCUACAUACCCCAUGUUUGGUGUGAACAUGUACAAUUGAAGGUCUCUACAUACCCCAUGUCUGGUGUGAACAUGUACAAUUGAAGGUCUCUGCAUACCCCAUGUCUGGUGUGAACAUGUACAAUUGAAGGUUUCUACAUACCCCAUGUCUGGUGUGAACAUGUACAAUUGAAGGUCUCUACAUACCCCAUGUCUGGUGUGAACAUGUACAAUUGCAGGUCUCUGCAUACCCCAUGUCGGGUGUGAACAUGUACAAUUGAAGGUCUCUACGUACCCCAUGUCCGGUGUGAACAUGUACAAUUGAAGGUCUCUACAUACCCCAUGUCUGGUGUGAACAUGUACAAUUGAAAGUAUCUACAUACCCCGUUCCGGUGUGAACAUGUACAAUUGAAGGUCUCAUCUUUGAAAUAGGGACAGGUGGAAAAUUAAUGAAUUGACUUUACAUGUAAUAUAGAGGUGGUAGUUACACACAUUGUUUAGACAGGUGGAUAAUUUUAAUGCUAAGGCUUUGAUACUCUUAAGUGUGCCCAUUAGUGUCAGGUGUUUUUGUCAAGCAUCUUGUUUAUUAUCUUAGUAUUUCAAGACAAUAUUGAUUAAUUUUAGACAAAAUCAUUUAAUCUUCUUUAAAUUGUCUAUUCUGUAUUUACUACCAGUUAUUUAUUAAUUUGCUUGAACAUGAUUUAAGAAUGACUUUUUUGUUGCUUAAAAUGCUUUAUAUGUUUUAAAACUGAGCAUUUAAAAACGAAAAUAUAGGAUGUGGAAAUAAUGUCUGAAGUUAUGAUAAUUAUUUUUUGUUUUUGUAAAGUUAAUUAUGCUUUAUAUGUUUGCGUAUAGACGACCAGAUUAACCUGACCAAGAAUCCUUGAUCAAUGUGUAUAUCGGUCACUUCAUUUGUCAUUUGUAUAUAGAGCGAUUGCGAAAUGAUUGUAUUGUUAAUGAAAAUAAUGCGUUUAUUGUUGCCAUUUUGAUUUUCGCUGUUAACAUGUAUUUAUACAAACAAUUUUCAUCAUGUACAUCUUUUAGGUGCCAGAUAAUAAAAAAAACAUUGCUUGUGGGAAUGCUCAUUUAAAACUUUCUUAAUGAUACAGAACAACACAUUCUGAAGAGGCUAAUAUGCUUUAGGCAAUAGGAACAUCUUGUUACUAGUAUAUGUAAUGCCUUUCACUAAAUAAAGUCAAGCAACUAUCGAAAGAUUGGUUUAACUUUAUUUUGCAUUAUCUUAAGAAAAAUUAAUAUAUUCAACUUGGAAAUCGGUCAAUUUCAAAUCAAGCGAGAAUGAUGAAUAUUUGUACGCAAGAUAAGGGAUGUUUUUGCUUGAAAAAAAGUGGUAUCCCUUGUAAGAUAAUGAUUCUGUUCAUCUCUCAACAUAAGUGGCUUAAUAAAGCUUUAAAAAAUAUGACACACUUAAUACUCAGCCAUCUGUUUGUAUUGGGGUUUUGUGGAAUACUUACUUAACUAAUAUACGUCUGUUCAAUGAAUUAAUAGUUAUGGUACAAUAUGAUACUCAUUGUUAAAAAAUAUGUGUAAUAAAAAUAUAAUGGCAUUUAUUUGAAAUCAUAAAAUUUAGUUUUCCAUACAAUGCUUACAGUUUUGCAAUUGCGACGAUAAAGUAAAUGUUCUGCUCAAAAUGUCUGUUAAAGACAUGUGUAUAUUGUAGCAAUUAUAUUGUACUUGUAUUUAUAUUUAACAUGAUAUUAAUUGAUUUAUGGCUGAUGAUAGCGGCAGUUUACUAGUUGUGUAACAAUUUGUUUCACUCGAUCAUCAGACCAUAUUUCCUUAAAAAUGUGAUUGUUCAUAAUGAACUGUAAUUGAAUGCAUGAAACAUUGUUGUUCUGUUGCUUAACAGCUGAAAAUAGCUUGAUGUUUGUUAAUUGUAUGAAAUGUUUCAAAUAAAUCAUAUUGAUACAUAGAAAAUAAAAUUACAUUAUUCGUUAAUUUGAAUGCAUAUCAAACAAUUGUUACCAUACAAGCAUAUUUGUGUUGAACUUAAUUGAUACUUUGAGAUGCAAUUUUUACAAUAAUGUAUAAAUAUUUUCAUCUAUUCCAAAUGAACAUUUUGCAUUCGUUAAUAUAGGGUUUAUAUAUACUUUAUAAAAACUUAUUAAAUGCUUUAUAUAAAUUGAUUGUGUACCUCAUAUUGAUUAAAGACUCUCUUAUUUAUUGCACAGUUGUGUGUGCAUAUGUCUGACUUAUGUCUAUAUAGUCCUUAAAGUUAAAUUACUGCAAAUAGUAUUUUAAUAAUGUUAAAAUAUUUAUCUAAACUAUAACCAGGUUAUCUGUUAAAUUAAGUUUCAUACAUUUGCAUCGUCUAGCUAAUUGAAGUGUUUAUAUUCUCGCCUACAUGCAGUGUAUGGUUUAGACAAAGCACAUUACACAACUCAUGUUGUUUUAUCCAUCAUUACUAACCAGUGUUUAGUCCGUAGAAGUUAACGUAUACUAAAUAUUUCGGUUGUGCAAUGCUUUGCUCUCUAAAUAAAUCAACACCAUUUAUUGAUUUUCUAUGUGGGCACUUGAAUUCCCAUGACUUUAUUUGUGAAUAUUUCUUUUAAUGUGCGGUAGGGAAAACAUUGUCUGCUUGAAGGUUUAGAAACUUAAUGUUGGCAUCUUGAAAGAUGGCAGAAAACAUUUUACUGCAGAGUAGCUGUGAAAAGAUGUAUGUUGAACAAUGUAAGACAGAACUGCACGCAAGAUAUGUCAUGCAUUCGAUAUGCAUGAACUAUCUUUUUUAAUUAAUUUGGAUCGGAAUUAUCUUUUAGAAAUGGUAUGGUUAUAAGGGUCCCUAUGUGCAAAAUGUUGCAUUUAUUUUGUGUACAAGAUAUUGCUUAAACAUUGAAUUUGUUAUGGAAAUAAUAUAGUUUAUGUGACUUAAAGAGAUAUACAUGUUUAUGUCAGUGAUGUGUUUUGCUGAUCCAAGUCUGUUCCUGCACACUAUUUAAAGUAGAUAACUACAAGUUAUCUCAUUUACUGUAAAUGGGAAUAGUAUUGUACUGUGGAAAAGUGUUGCGAGUUCAAAUAAAAAUACUAUGAAC